CCGUCUUAGCCCCGCCCCGCGCGGACGUUGGUGAGCUGCAGCAGGACACAUUUCAGCACCUGGGAGCUGUCCGCUGCGCACGAGCCUGCUCGCGACUGAAGGUGAGGAUGGCCAAAGUGAAGCAGGUGGGUCUGCUAGCAGCGGGCUGUCAGCCCUGGAAUAAAGACGUGUGUGCAGCGAGUGGAGACCGCUUCGCCUACUGCGCUACUUUGGCCAUAUACAUCUACCAGUUGGACCAGCAGUACAAUGAAUUCAAGUUGAGGUCCAUCAUGUCAGAGCACAAGAAGACCAUCACAGCCAUCAGCUGGUGUCCUGACAACCUGGAUCUGUUUGCGUCUGCCUCUGCAGAUAACCUGCUCAUCAUCUGGAACGUAGCAGAAAAAAAGGCCGUAGCCAGACUGGACAACACUAAAGGCGUCCCCGUGUCCGUCAGCUGGUGCUGGAACUCAGCUGAUGGAGUGGCGUUCGUCUCCCAACGUGGUCCCCUUUACAUCUGGGUCUAUCGAGGUCCUGACCCGGGCAUCACCGUGCAUAAAGAAGCCCACUCCUUCCUCUCUGAUAUCUGUCUCUUCAGGUGGCAUCCCACUAAGAAGGGCAAGCUGGUGUUUGGACACACGGAUGGGAGUUUGUCUGUUUUUCAGCCAGGAAGUAAAAGCCAGAAGCACGUGUUGCGUCCGGAGUCUCUAGAAGGGACGGAUGAGGAGGAUCCAGUCAGCGCUCUGGAGUGGGACCCUUUGUCCACUGACUAUAUACUAGUGUCUAACCUCCAUAACGGGAUCCGGCUGGUAGACAGCGAGGCCUUGGUUUGCAUCACGUCCUUCUGCUUCCCCUCAGCUGCUGCAUCAGUUCAGUGCCUGGCCUGGGUCCCAUCUGCACCGGGCAUGUUCAUCACUGGAGACUCGCAGGUCGGCGUGUUGAGAGUUUGGAACGUGUCUCGCUCCACCCCUCUGGACAGCUUUAAGCUGAAAAAGACUGGAUUUCAUGCUCUGCAUGUCCUAAACUCUCCUCUUGCAAAGAAAGCCCAGAGCUCCAGUUCUCCCAGUAAAAAUCAACACACCAGCUCCACUAGUGAGGCGGUUCCUCCUCCAACCCUGUCUCAGAACCGGUCCUUCUCUCUGCCCCCUGGUCAUGCGGUCUGCUGCUUCAUGGAUGGAGGUGUUGGACUCUAUGACAUGGGUGCCAAGAAGUGGGACUUCCUACGAGACCUGGGUCAUGUAGAAACUAUCUUCGACUGCAAGUUUAAACCAGAUGAUCCAAACCUGUUAGCUACGGCUAGUUUCGAUGGAACCAUCAAAAUCUGGGACACAAACACAUUAACAGCUGUUUAUACGUCUCCUGGCAACGAGGGAGUUGUCUACUCCCUGUCCUGGGCUCCAGGAGACCUGAACUGUAUCGCAGGAGCGACGUCUCGUAAUGGAGCGUUCAUCUGGGACGUGAGGAAAGGAAAAAUCAUCACUCGCUUUAAUGAGCAUGGUAAGAACGGUAUCUUCUGUAUAUCGUGGAGCCAUAAAGACUCAAAGAGGAUCGCUACCUGCAGCGGAGACGGGUUCUGCAUCAUCCGAACCAUCGAUGGUAAAAUCCUGCAUAAAUAUAAACAUCCUGCUGCAGUGUUUGGCUGCGACUGGAGUCAGAACAACAAGGACAUGAUAGCAACAGGCUGCGAGGAUAAGAACGUCCGUGUCUACUACCUGGCCACCAGCUCAGACCAGCCGCUCAAGGUCUUCACCGGACACCUGGCCAAGGUUUUCCAUGUUCGGUGGUCUCCGCUCAGAGAAGGAAUACUUUGCUCUGGCUCAGAUGAUGGCACGGUUCGUAUUUGGGAUUACACUCAGGACGCAUGCAUCAACGUGCUGAGUGGACACACUGCUCCGGUCAGAGGCCUGAUGUGGAACACUGAGGUUCCUUACCUCCUCAUCUCAGGUUCUUGGGAUUAUACCAUCAGAGUGUGGGACACCAGGGACGGCACAUGUUUGGAUACAGUCUAUGACCAUGGAGCUGAUGUCUAUGGUUUGACGUGCCAUCAGAACCGUCCCUUCACCAUGGCCAGCUGCAGCAGAGACAGCACCGUGAGGCUGUGGUCCCUCACCCCCCUCAUCUCUCCUCUGCUGCUCAACGUCCUCAGCGAGCAGCCGUGGGAGAAGAUCAUCGGAAACACAGACACGGCGAUGGUUCCUGGCUCGCCGCCGCUGCUCUGCGGGAAGGUUUCCAGAGACAUCAAGCAGGAGCUGGACAAGCUGAGUGGAGACGUCCGGGCCAAGAAGCUGCGCUGGUUCUCUGAGUGCUUCUCGCCUCCAGGGGGCAGCAGCAACCUGUGGGACCUGGUCUCCGUCAUCAGCGGCCAGGACGACUCGCUGCUGCCGGCCAGCUACAGCAAAGGAGUGAUGCACAUGAAACACCUGCUCAAGUUUAAAACCUCUGAAGCUCAGGAGCUGACCAUUGUAAAGAUGUCUAAAUUUGGAGGAGGCAUCGGAGCUCCAAGCAAAGAGGAGAGGCUGAAAGAAGCAGCAGAUAUCCACCUGAGACUGGGACAGAUCCAGAGAUACUGUGAGCUGAUGGUGGAGCUGGGACAGUGGGAGAAAGCUUUAUCUGUGGCACCAGGAGUCUCCAUGAAGUACUGGAAGAAACUCAUGCAGAGGCGAGCCGACCAGCUGAUGGCGGAGGACAAUGAUGACGCCAUCCCGUACUGCAUCGCCACUGGAGACGUUAAAAAGCUGGUGACCUUCUUCAGUGGCAGAGGGCAGCUCCUGGAGGCCUUGUUGAUUGCACAGGGAGCAUGUGAAGGGAACAUCCGACCGCCACAAAGUUCUUCAGUCAACCACACAACUAAUGACGUGGACAACAGACAGCAGUACCAGAGCCUCCUCCAUAAGGUCUGUAAGGAACUGGCUGAGUGGUACUUCCAGGACGGAUGCUCUGUCCUGGCUGCUUGCUGCCACCUGGCCGUGGACAACAUCCAGUUAGCCCUGUCCAGUCUGAUCCGAGGGAAUGAGCUGGAACUGGCGGCAUGUGUGGGACUGGUCCUCGGAGAGGCAGCCAAUCAGAGCACAGCUUACUGCCUCGAGCUGCUGGCUAGGAAGUACAUGACCACCGCUACAUGGGAGCUUUCAGCUGACCUGCUGCAGAUGAUUCCUGACAACCACCUCCUGCUGGUGAAGCUGUGUGCAUUUUACCCAGGAACUGCUGCAGAGAUCAACCAGCUUCAUCAGAGGUGCGGCCUCCCCUCGCUGGAGGAGUGUAAAGACUUGGCCGAAGCAGCCGUGAGUGAUGGAGACUUGUUUUCUGCUGUUAAAUUCCACCUGCUGAGCGCCGAGCCGGAAAACGCUCUGCAGAUGGGGAUAAAUCACGUUAAAGAACAGCUGUCUGGAUCUGAUUGGACGGUGGACAGCGUCCACCCGAUCCUGGAUCUGAUGAGCUACAUCCGGACGGAGCGCCUCGUCCUGGCCAAGCUGACUGAAGCACGCAGUGAGCUGCUGAUCCUGUGUGGUUAUAUCGGAGGACUGUUGGCUAUCAGAAGGAACUACUCCAGCAUCGUACCUGCGCUCUAUGAAUACACCAGUCAGCUGUUGAAGAGGAGGGAGGUGUGUGUUCCGCCGAAGAUCGAGCAGUUGUCUCUAGAGCUGGACACCUGGAGGUCCUGCACACAAACCAACAGCAUAACUCCAUCAGAGGGUCAGAGAGAGGAGUUCAGCUGCCUCCAGAGGAGAAUCCAGCCGCCCGACCCAGCAGCGUUAGUCCUGUGUGGCGCCGACUACGUGACGGGCUCCAACCUGCCGAGCCACUCGGACCUCCAGCUGUCCUGUUUCACCGGACACAGAAUACAGGGUCCAGUGUUUUUGUUGGAGGACAAUAAAUCAGCAAUUUCCCUCAACGAUGCUCUGAUGUGGGCCAAAGUCAACCCGUUCUCUCCGCUGGGAACCGGACUCCGUAUCAACCCUUUCUAACACAAAGAGGAGGGGGAAAUUACAACCAAAACUCAGAAAUGAGACAGGAAAAUUCAAAUUUAAAAGAAAAAGCAGCGACUCUUACAUUUAUUCCCACGUCAGUUUAAUUCCAGACAAUAUGAGCUCAACUUCAUUUGAGAAAAAUUAUUGGUGCAGUUUAACAAGUUUAGAAAUGAACAAAACGUUUAUUUCAAACAGGAAAUGAAAUCCUUGUUUGGUCCAGAAUCAACAUCCAUGAAAGUCUCUGAGGAUCGAAGAUGUUCAGAGGAGGAAUGGGAACGUUAUAAAGCAGGAAAAGAUUCCCAUCCAUCCAUCCAUUUUCUACCGCUUAUCCAGAGUUGGGUCGUGGGGGCAGCU
Melanotaenia boesemani (Boeseman's rainbowfish) is the source of this 4298-nucleotide messenger RNA. RefSeq names its product WD repeat domain 17 (gene wdr17). The transcript has 32 exons. Gene Ontology annotation, molecular function: protein binding. Bases 108 to 3941 code for a protein of 1277 amino acids. NCBI's taxonomy places the organism in Eukaryota, Metazoa, Chordata, Actinopteri, Atheriniformes, Melanotaeniidae. The record is from RefSeq and is a predicted model, not a curated record.